Messenger RNA from Lepus europaeus (European hare), 1559 nucleotides. RefSeq names its product steroid 17-alpha-hydroxylase/17,20 lyase. Gene Ontology annotation, biological process: hormone biosynthetic process; progesterone metabolic process. Bases 39 to 1559 code for a protein of 506 amino acids. The transcript is spliced from 8 exons. The record is from RefSeq and is a predicted model, not a curated record. Gene Ontology annotation, molecular function: iron ion binding; steroid 17-alpha-monooxygenase activity; heme binding. NCBI's taxonomy places the organism in Eukaryota, Metazoa, Chordata, Mammalia, Lagomorpha, Leporidae.
CACGGCUCUGCAUCCCUGCCUGCUGGUACCCGGCCGUCAUGUGGGAGCUGCUGGCUCUUCUGCUGCUCAUGCUAGUCUAUUUCUUUCAGUCCAAGGCAAAGCACCCUGGUGCCAAGUACCCCAAGAGCCUCCCGUCCCUGCCCCUGGUGGGCAGUUUGCCAUUCCUCCCCAGACAUGGCCAUCUACAUGUCAACCUAUUCAAGCUGCAGGAGAAAUACGGCCCCAUCUAUUCCUUUCGUAUGGGCACCAAGACCACAGUGAUCGUCGGCAACCACCAGCUGGCCAAGGAGGUGCUCGUAAAGAAAGGCAAGGAGUUCAGUGGCCGGCCCCAAGUGGCGACUCUGGACAUCCUCUCGGACAACCAAAAGGGCAUUGCCUUUGCUGACUUCGGCGCCCACUGGCAGCUGCAUCGGAAGCUGGUGCUGAGCACCUUUGCCCUGUUCAGGGAAGGUGACCAGAAGCUGGAGAAGAUCAUAUGUCGGGAAGUCAGCGUAUUCUGUGAUUCGCUGGCCGCCCACGAUGGACAGACCAUCGAUUUGACCGUGUCCCUCUUCGCGGCGAUAACCAACAUCAUCUGCUUGAUCUGCUUCAAGACCUCCUACAAGCGGGGGGACCCUGAGCUGCAGACCAUCCAGCACUACAAUGAAGGCAUCCUCCACACCCUGGACAAGGACUGUCUGGUGGACAUCUUCCCCUGGCUGAAGAUUUUUCCCAGUAAAACGCUGGCAAUGAUGAGGAAAUACGUGAGAAUGCGAGACAAUGUGCUGAAGAAAGUAUUUGAAAGUUACAAGGAGAAGUUCAACAGCAACUCCAUCACCAACAUGCUGGACAUACUGAUGCAAGCCAAGAUGAACUCACAGAAUAACAAUGCCAGCCAGGACUCCGAGAUACUCUCAGACAAAUACAUUUUUGCCACCAUAGCAGACAUCUUUGGGGCCGGCGUGGAGACCACCACCUCUGUGGUGAAAUGGACCGUGGCCUUCCUGCUGCACAACCCACAGCUGAAGAAGAAGAUCCACGAGGAGAUUGACCAGAAAGUGGGUUUCAGCCGCAAACCGAGCAUCAGCGACCGGAACCAACUCCUGCUGCUGGAGGCCACCAUCCGGGAAGUGCUGCGCAUCAGGCCGGUGGCCCCUAUGCUCAUCCCCCACAAGGCCACCACCGACUCCAGCAUUGGCGAGUUUGCCGUGGACAAGGGCACCCAGGUCAUCGUCAAUCUGUGGGCCCUACAUCACAAUGAGAAGGAGUGGUCCCACCCGGACCAGUUCAUGCCUGAGCGCUUCUUGGAUCCGACAAGGAGCCAGCUCAUCUCACCAUCGUUAAGCUACCUGCCCUUCGGAGCCGGGCCCCGUUCCUGCGUAGGUGAGAUUCUGGCCCGCCAGGAGCUCUUCCUCUUCAUGGCCUGGUUGCUGCAGAAGUUCGACUUGGAGGUGCCAGACGAUGGACAGCUGCCCUCCUUGGAGGGCAACCCCAAGGUGGUCUUUCUGAUCGACCCUUUCAAAGUGAAGAUCAGGGUGCGCCAGGCCUGGAGGGAAGCCCAGGCUGAGUGCAGCACCUAG